CUUCUGCUAGACGGGGUUCCGGACAUGUGACUCUGAGAAACGAAAUGGAGAAGUACGAGCGGAUUCGAGUGGUGGGCAGAGGUGCCUUCGGGAUUGUGCACCUGUGCUUGCGAAAGGCUGAUCAGAAACUGGUGAUCAUCAAACAGAUCCCCGUGGAGCAGAUGACCAAGGAAGAGCGGCAGGCAGCCCAAAAUGAGUGCCAGGUCCUCAAGCUGCUUAACCACCCCAAUGUCAUAGAGUAUUAUGAGAACUUCCUGGAAGACAAGGCCCUCAUGAUUGCCAUGGAAUAUGCACCAGGGGGCACUCUAGCUGAGUUCAUCCAGAAGCGCUGUAAUUCCCUGCUAGAGGAAGAGACCAUCCUGCACUUCUUUGUGCAGAUCCUGCUUGCAUUGCAUCAUGUACACACCCAUCUCAUCCUGCACCGAGACCUCAAGACCCAAAACAUUCUUCUUGAUAAACACCGAAUGGUUGUCAAGAUCGGUGACUUUGGCAUUUCCAAGAUCCUUAGCAGCAAGAGCAAGGCCUAUACGGUGGUGGGUACUCCAUGCUACAUCUCCCCUGAACUGUGUGAGGGCAAGCCCUACAACCAGAAGAGUGACAUCUGGGCCCUGGGGUGUGUCCUCUACGAGCUCGCUAGCCUCAAAAGGGCCUUUGAGGCUGCAAACCUGCCAGCCUUGGUGCUGAAGAUUAUGAGCGGCACCUUUGCACCCAUCUCUGACCGGUACAGCCCUGAGCUGCGCCAGCUUGUCCUGAGUCUGCUCAGCCUGGAGCCCACACAGAGGCCACCGCUUAGUCACAUCAUGGCCCAGCCCCUCUGCAUCCGCGCCCUCCUCAACCUCCACACAGACUUGGGCAGCGUCCGCAUGCGAAGAGCAGAGAAGUCCCUGGCCACUGGGCCACCCAUAGUCCCCGGCAGCACAGGGAACAGGAUUACCAGUGGCCGCUGCAGGGGCAUCCCCCGGGGGCCCGUGCGGCCGGCCAUCCCACCUCCGCUGUCAUCGGUGUACACGUGGGGUGGUGGUCUCAGCACCCCGCUGCGGCUGCCCAUGCUCAACACUGAAGUGGUCCAGGUGGCAGCAGGGCGCACGCAGAAGGCCGGUGUCACAAGGUCUGGGCGCCUCAUCUUGUGGGAGGCCCCACCCCUAGGUGCAGGAGGUGGCACCCUCCUGCCGGGAGCUGUGGAACAGCAGCAGCCCCAGUUCGUGUCCCGUUUCCUGGAGGGCCAGUCGGGUGUGACCAUCAAACAUGUGGCCUGCGGGGACCUCUUCACAGCUUGCCUGACUGACAGAGGUAUCAUCAUGACUUUCGGCAGUGGCAGCAAUGGGUGCCUAGGCCAUGGUAGCCUCAAUGACAUCAGCCAGCCCACCAUUGUAGAAGCCCUGCUGGGCUAUGAGAUGGUACAGGUGGCCUGUGGGGCCUCUCAUGUGCUGGCCCUGUCUAAUGAGCGAGAACUGUUUGCCUGGGGCCGUGGCGAUGGUGGCCGGCUGGGACUGGGCACCCGGGAGUCCCACAGCUGUCCCCAGCAGGUAUCCAUGCCCUCAGGACAGGAAGCCCAGCGGGUUGUAUGUGGCAUUGACUCCUCCAUGAUCCUCACUGUGCCUGGCCAAGCCCUGGCCUGUGGGAGUAACAGGUUCAACAAGCUGGGCCUGGACCACCUCUCCCUGGGGGAGGAGCCUGUCCCCUUUCAGCAAGUAGAGGAGGCCCUGAGCUUCACACCUCUAGGUUCUGCACCCCUGGACCAGGAGCCUCUGCUCAGUGUGGACCUGGGUACCGCUCAUUCAGCUGCUGUGACUGCCUCUGGUGACUGCUACACUUUCGGCAGCAAUCAGCACGGACAGCUGGGCACCAGUGCUCGCCGGGUCAGCCGGGCACCUUGUCAAGUCCAGGGUCUUCAGGGCAUCAAGAUAGCGAUGGUCGCCUGUGGGGAUGCUUUCACUGUAGCCAUUGGGGCAGAAGGUGAGGUGUACUCUUGGGGCAAAGGGGCCCGAGGUCGACUAGGAAGGAGGGAUGAGGAUGCUGGGCUCCCUCGGCCAGUGCAGCUGGAUGAGACACACCCCUACACUGUGACGUCUGUGUCCUGUUGCCAUGGAAAUACUCUCCUGGCUGUUCGACCUGUCACAGAUGAGCCAGCCCCUCCAUGAGGCAUUGGGAUACUUCUGGACCACUCUGAUACUGCAUCUCUGAAUGUUCUUAAAAAGUGCAAGUGCUGCAGCUUAACUGUCCCCACCGGACCUCUGGAUUGUGUUAUUAGUGGGGUGUAAGAACCAGCAAAGCCCCUGUUCUGCUUUUGGCCCUGCAUAAACUUGGAUCUCCUCCAUCCCCUCCACACAGCUCUUUUCUCUCCCCACCCCACCUUCUCUUAAGUCAGUGUUUCCAGGGCCCAGCCGGGCUAUAGUUGGAAGCCAGACUUAGCUUUUGGAAGAAAGGUGAUCUUGAGAGCCUUGGAAGAAAAAGGCUGGAGGUGACUGGCAAUUCACAUACCCUGUCUCCUCCCCCCAGCCCAGUUAGAAAAUAAGCCUCUGGUGCCCACUGGUAGAGCCACUCAGUGCUGAGGAGCUGAGGCAAGCCAGGGCCUGCCUGGACUGGCCAUUCGGGCUAGCCUCUCUGCAUUGCCUGGGGCUGGGAGGUCAGAAGGAGCUGUCAUCCGCCCCCACACCUAUAUCCUGAAGCAAGGAUUUGCACAACCUCUGAGGCCUCCCUUUCCCUGAGGGAGUGCAUCAUAUUCUGCAACAUAUUUCAGCAGAGGGGAUCCCUGCUAAAGGAUGUCCCUCACCCCAAGUCCUUCCCAGCAAAGCAGGUAGGAGGAAAGUGUAGCUGGACCAAACCAGUUUCUCAGUCGACUGGGAAAGUAGCGCCAAUAAAAACAUCAGCUGCC
Molecule: messenger RNA, 2875 nt
Organism: Condylura cristata (star-nosed mole)
Lineage: Eukaryota; Metazoa; Chordata; Mammalia; Eulipotyphla; Talpidae
Gene: NEK8
Product: NIMA-related kinase 8
Exons: 15
Coding region: 45-2141 (698 amino acids)
Biological process (GO): protein phosphorylation
Molecular function (GO): ATP binding; protein kinase activity
Source: RefSeq, a predicted model, not a curated record